UACUGGGAGACAGGAAAUGUAUAAACUGACUCUUUUUGACUUCCUGAUUACCAUCGCUACACUAAUCCUGGUAGAAUUCACACGUAGGAUUGUAGUUGAUCAUUGCUCAUGUAAACUGACUCAGUUGGUGGGACGGCAGGAGUUUCUGGUUGCCCCGAAUGUUCUUGCUCUAGUUUACAGUCAAACGGUGGUUUGGACUGGAGCUCUUUUCUGUCCAUUGCUGCCAUUCAUCAACACCAUCAAAUUCAUACUCUUUUAUUACUGCAAAAAGAUAACUCUCUUCCAGAAUUGUCAAUUGGCAACAAGAAACUUCAGAUCCACCACCUCCAAUUUCUUCUUCCUGUUGGUUCUGCUGUUUGGAUGGAUGUUGUCCAGCGUGGUUCUUCUUUACAUUGUGGCUAAGAUCCAUCCAUCUUAUGACUGUGGGGCUUUUCGCUUGAACUCAGCAAUGUGGGACGUUGUACCAGGAGCUGUCAAAAUGCUAAGCCACACCAGUAAAGAAUUCCUGUUUUAUAUCGGCUCCCAGAAAUUCUCCAUACCACUCUUCAUCUUCUCCUGUGUGCUCCUGUGCUAUGUUAGCGCUUUAACGUCUGUCCAUGGGAAAAGUGUAACAUUGCUGAAAUCUCAGUGUAAACUGGAACAGCGUGACAAGCAGUUCCUGGUCAGACAAAUUGAAGAGCUGAAUGCCACAGUGCAGAAGGAACAACGUGAACCACAGCAGCCCCAGAGAGAGACCAAGCCCUUAUACCACACAGCAACACAGUGGAAUCAACAUUCAAAUUAUGCAUUUGAUCCUGAUGAAGACCCUAGA
This is a messenger RNA of Sinocyclocheilus grahami, 811 nucleotides long. Its product is annotated as transmembrane channel-like protein 4. Lineage: Eukaryota; Metazoa; Chordata; Actinopteri; Cypriniformes; Cyprinidae. The record is from RefSeq and is a predicted model, not a curated record. The transcript is spliced from 6 exons. Gene Ontology annotation, molecular function: mechanosensitive monoatomic ion channel activity. The annotation marks the transcript as partial. Gene Ontology annotation, cellular component: plasma membrane.